Messenger RNA from Anguilla anguilla (European eel), 3020 nucleotides. Its product is annotated as intermediate filament protein ON3-like. The transcript is spliced from 9 exons. The record is from RefSeq and is a predicted model, not a curated record. Gene Ontology annotation, biological process: keratinization; intermediate filament organization. Gene Ontology annotation, molecular function: structural constituent of skin epidermis. Bases 100 to 1833 code for a protein of 577 amino acids. NCBI's taxonomy places the organism in Eukaryota, Metazoa, Chordata, Actinopteri, Anguilliformes, Anguillidae. Gene Ontology annotation, cellular component: keratin filament.
AGGCCAACACUCAGUCUGUUUCGAGUCCCUCCAAUACAGAGCACCAGCCUGCCUGACUCUCGUACUCCCCCUCUUUGUAGCCCUUCUCUGUGAGCCAAGAUGUCGAUGAGAACCAAGAAGACCACCAGCUACUCGGUGGUUUCGUCCGGGACGGCCCCCCGCAGCUUCAGCAGUCUGUCCUACGCUGGCUCCGGUCGCCACGGCUACGGCGGCGGCGGCUCCUUCGGGGGCGCCAGCAGAGGCGCAGGGGGCAGUUUCAGGGCUGGCGGCGGUGGCGGGUACAUUUCCAGCUCUGCGGCCUACGGAGGGGGCAUGGGGCUGGGCAUGGCGGCGGGAGGGGGUGCGGGCAUGGGCAUGGGCAUGGGCACGGGCAUGGGCAUGGGCAUGGGCAUGGGUUUUGGUGCUGUUACCCCUGUCACCGCUGUCACCGUAAACAAGAGCCUGCUCGCACCCCUCAAUCUGGAGAUUGACCCUUCCAUCCAAGUCAUCCGCACACAAGAGAAAGAACAAAUCAAGACCCUCAACAACAGAUUCGCCUCCUUCAUCGAUAAGGUGAGAUACCUGGAGCAGCAGAACAAGAUGCUGGAGACCAAGUGGAGCCUCCUCCAGGGUCAGACAACCACCCGCUCCAACAUCGACGCCAUGUUUGAGGCCUACAUCGCCAACCUGCGCAGACAGCUGGUCAGCCUGGCCAAUGACAAGGCAAAGCUGGAGUCCGACCUGGACAACAUGCAGGGACUCGUCGAGGACUUCAAGAAUAAGUACGAAGACGAGAUCAACAAGCGCACCGAAUGUGAGAAUGACUUUGUGGUCAUCAAAAAGGAUGUGGACGAGGCCUACAUGAUGAAGGUGGAGCUGGAGGCCAAGCUGGACGGGCUCACGGACGAGCUGAACUUCCUGAGGUCCAUCUAUGAGGAGGAGCUGCGUGAGCUGCAGAACCAGGUGAAGGACACCUCCGUGGUGGUGGAGAUGGACAACAGCCGCAAGCUGGACAUGGACUCCAUCGUGGCCGAAGUGCGCGCCCAGUACGAGGACAUCGCCAACCGCAGCCGCGCCGAGGCCGAGUCCUGGUACAAGACCAAGUAUGAGGAGAUACAGACUUCUGCUAGCAGAUAUGGGGAUGACCUGAAGUCCACAAAGGGAGAGAUUGCUGACCUCAACCGAGCAAUCGUGAGGAUCCAGUCUGAGAUUGAACUCGUCAAGGGGCAGCGCGGCAACUUGGAAAACCAGAUCGCUGAGGCGGAGGAGCGCGGCGAAAUGGCUGUGAGGGACGCCAAGCACCGCAUCAAUGACCUGGAGGAGGCCCUGUUCAGGGCUAAGCAGGACAUGGCUCGUCAGAUUAGAGAGUACCAGGACCUGCUGAAUGUUAAGCUGGCCCUGGACAUUGAGAUCGCCACCUACAGGAAGCUGCUGGAAGGAGAGGAGGACAGGCUGGCCAGUGGGAUCAAGAGCAUCAGCGUCUCCAAACAGAGCUAUGCCCCAAAUUACAGCUCCUUCCCCAUGGAGAGCGCCAGGACCAGCUACAGCAGCUACAGCAGCGGCUACGGGGGAGGCUAUGGGGGCGGCUACGGGAAAGGCACUGGCGGUGGCUCUAGCUUUAGCAGCGGCACUGGCAGUGGUGUCAGCAUGAGCAGCGGAACCGGUGGCGGUGUUAGAAUUAGCAGCGGUACCGGUGGCGGUGUUAGCAUUAGCGGUGGAAUUGGCGGAGACAUCGAUGGCGACGAUUACAGUACAAUCACCCAGUCCAAGAAGAGCCUUGUGAUCAAGAUGAUUGAGACCAAGGACGGAGAGGUUGUGUCCGAGUCCUCGGACGUCAUCGAGGAUUCUGAGUGAGCACUGCUCUGUUCUGCUCGUGGUCUAGGCUACCUAGAAUGAAUCCAUUUUCACUCACUCACAGAUUCACCAAAAAGGCCCCGCUGGUAACUUUUUGUUUACAAAAUGAAUUGCAUCUGAAAAGCACUUAGCCAGCAAAGUAGCUAGCUACUGCCGUUACUAUUUUGUCUCUUUUUGACAAACAAUAAAUCUAAUGCUAGCUGCUGCUGUCUAUUGCCGAGUUUGCAGUUACUUCAAGGACUUUGUCAUGCAAAUGAGCUAGAUUACUUGCUACCCAUUUCCAAUGCUAAAUCCUAAUAUCUAAUACUUUUCCAGUAAAACUAAAUCUCCUAACAUUUUCUUAGCAUAAAUUUAAUCCACAGACUAAAUACCACCUGGUUUAUCAGGAGAAUUCAUAUUAAGCCAUUAUGCUUCUAUAUAUUGUAACUACAUAGGCCUAUUACAGGUCAGGUCAUGAGGAAAUCUGCAGCAUGUAGCUGCCUGACCAGUUACUGCAGAGCAUUUUCAAUUGCAAUUCUUGCCUGAAUGUCAGUUUCACUAUCUUUACCUACUACUAAGUAUUGGCAUACAGGGAAAAUGCAACCUCCCCUUUUCGUGUUUAAAAUUAUUUUGAGGCACUGAUUGAGGUCCCCUGUUAAGGUUCUGUUCUUUUUACUCCAUUUGAUUUGUAAGAACACAAGAAUAAAAAAGAUGAGAACAGGCCAUUCAGCCCAUCUAUAUACUGUACUCCCAGUGCCUCACAUACAUACACAGGUCAGAUCUAAAGCAAUGCUAUGGAUUAAAUCAAAAGCUCUUUUUCUGUUCUUGAAAGCUGCGUGCCUCUGUAUUAGACAGGUGUCAAACUCCAGUCUGCUGGUUUUCGGGGUGUUUACAGCAUCAGUGAAUAAUUUAAGUCAAAGAUUGGCUGAAGAAUCCACACACCUUUUUCCCAAGGCCUUAUUUGGUAGCUGAUUGAAAAGGAAAUCACAAAAACCAACUUGUUUGACACUCCUGCUGUAUUUGAUGCUGGAAGCCUUUCUGUAGCUGUUUCUUCCUGUCAGUCUACGUAUGGUGGCAGUCUGAACAGUCCACAGACACAGGGUCCGUCAUCUUCAUUGUCCUCUCUAUCACAUGCUCAGUCAUUCUGUGUGCCCCCCCCCCCUUCUGCUACCCAGAACAAUAAAACAGUUUACUGUGACAUCACAACA